Fusarium keratoplasticum is the source of this 648-nucleotide messenger RNA. RefSeq names its product MARVEL domain-containing protein. Gene Ontology annotation, cellular component: membrane. The transcript is spliced from 4 exons. Lineage: Eukaryota; Fungi; Ascomycota; Sordariomycetes; Hypocreales; Nectriaceae. The record is from RefSeq and is a predicted model, not a curated record. Bases 1 to 648 code for a protein of 215 amino acids.
AUGGCGCACAGUGGUGCUGCACAUAAGACCGCCUCGGUGAUUCUGCGAUUUCUAGAGCUUUCCUCUGCCGUGAUCGUCCUUGGCAUCCUCUCCCGAUUUGCAUACAUGAUCAGUAUUGCCGGGGUUCAUUUAGAUGGAGAUAUUGUCUAUGCCAUGGUCGUUGCAGGCAUAGGUAUUAUCUAUUCUAUUGUCUUCUGCCCACCUUUUGAUUCUCUAUUUUUAAGCUUUCCAUUCGACUUCGUUCUCUUUAUUAUGUGGAUAGUGGCAGCUGGCUUGCUUCAGACGCAAACAAAAACCCAUACCUGCUCAGCAAACUGGUAUUAUGACUACUGGGGUUACUACUGGGGCCGCUAUUGGACCGUGGGACCGGUUGGUAGAGUCACUAUCAACGGGGCUGGAUGUGCGCAGUGGCGGACGGUUCUCGCCUUUUCAUUCAUCGCUUGGUUUCUUCACUUAACCAGCGGUAUUCUUGGUAUAUACGUCUUCCAUAACUAUAUCCGAGUCAAGGACACGGUGGCAUCUGCCAGGCAGCAGAUGAGAAAAAUGUCGUACAGCAGCUAUCCUCCGAGUGGCCGUAAUAGGGAUUCUACCGCUGUGGAAGCCGGCCAAGAAGGUGUCAAUCCUAUACAGCCUCAGCCGCAAGUGUAA